Messenger RNA from Truncatella angustata, 1373 nucleotides. Its product is annotated as Isoprenylcysteine carboxyl methyltransferase family-domain-containing protein. Gene Ontology annotation, cellular component: membrane; endoplasmic reticulum. NCBI's taxonomy places the organism in Eukaryota, Fungi, Ascomycota, Sordariomycetes, Amphisphaeriales, Sporocadaceae. The transcript is spliced from 2 exons. Gene Ontology annotation, molecular function: protein C-terminal S-isoprenylcysteine carboxyl O-methyltransferase activity. Gene Ontology annotation, biological process: C-terminal protein methylation. Bases 345 to 1106 code for a protein of 253 amino acids. The record is from RefSeq and is a predicted model, not a curated record.
GGGUUCUCUUCUGCGGAGCAGUGUUAUUGGAUAUGGCGUCAUACUCAAAAGAUCCUUUCAUUGUCGCAAUGCCGUUUCCGGCCGCCAAUGAUCCGAGGUACCUGAGCAACUGCUAAUUUUAGCGUGUUCCUCCAGCAAUCAGGCUCUAUUUCCUGCCGGAACCCCCCGCCAGAAGACAAGGCUGCUUCGAGGAUCCGACAGCUUCUUGACAACACCCAACAAAAGGCAGCUUCUCGGUUGUGGCAACAACACAUGAAAAGGACAAGAAAACACAAGCGGUCCUUUGUCUCAAGUCGCACGCAUGGUCUGAUCCCCACGGAACAAACCAACUUCACACCGUCACAAUGGCGAGUUUUCCAGAUAGUCCUAUGAGCGCACGCCCCUCGCCUGAUAAGCUAUACUUUCCCGGCAAAGCCAAGUCGCUAGAAGGCAUUGCGCUUCGGUCCUUCUGUCUGGGUAUUUCGCUUGCGCUGUCUGCGGUGGCGAUCGCGGCGGUCAUACUAUUCUCAUCCUCUCCAUUAUGGCGAGUGCCUUUCUUCUUCGCCGCGCUCUCGACAUUCCAUUUUCUCGAGUUUUGGACAACCGCAAAGUACAAUACGCAAGAGGCCAAGAUCGAGUCCUUUCUUCUGACCGCAAACUGGCCUAUGUACUUCAUUGCGCAUUCGUCUGCGACGAUUGAGUGCUUCUUCACGAAACUACUGUGGCCAAAUCGUUCAUGGGCCCCCUUGUAUACCGGACACAUUCUCCUACUUCUCGGAUUCUUGCUCGUCUUUAUUGGACAAUUUGUUCGGGCUACUGCUAUGAUGCAGCUUGGUACCAACUUCAACCAUAUUGUCCAGGAUAGAAAGAAGACGGGCCAUGAGCUCAUGACUUCAGGCAUAUAUGGAGUCAUGCGGCACCCGUCUUACUUUGGCUUCUUCUGGUGGGGGAUUGGCACUCAAAUAGUACUUGGUAACCCCAUCUGUUUCGUUGCAUAUCUAGCCGUGCUUUGGCGAUUCUUUUCUACGAGAAUACCGACCGAAGAGGCGCACAUGGCUCGGUUCUUUGGUGAGGAUUUUAUUGAGUACAAAAAGCGUGUACCUACCAUGAUUCCCUUCAUCCGUUGAUGGGCGUCGACCGGCUAGAAUGGGCUUGUGGCGUUCAGGGGCCCUAUCUGAGAAGCAUUUGAAAACGUACGGUAGCAAGGCUUUUGAACCAUGAGACGUGCAAGUGCUAUAACAGCGAUCGGUGCAGUUGUAAGAAAUAUCAUCCGUUUCCACUUUCAAAGCCCUUUGGCCUUUACAACUUCCUGUAACAUAUUAUGACUGGGAACUGUUCCUCCAAAGGAUCAGGUAAUACAGUAGAUAGCUCUAGCAAUGGGAGGAUAACAUCGG